UAGGAGCAUUGCAGUGUGCAGCACACAUCAGCUACACAUCUCUGACUGCAGCUUAGUGUUUGCCACCCACAAAACUUCCUGGCUCCUGUACCAUCUGCUGCCCACACAAGCUGCUGAACUGUCGAAGCUCCACAACUGUGCGAUGAUCUAUGGACACUGGCUUUUAUCGAUUUCCCCAAGCUGCUGAAACUUUAGAAAACUUGCCCAGUAAGAGGCUCCUGCUUGGGCACAGCGCUUGGCUUUUGCCAUCUGUUGAAGAUGAUGACAGGGCAGACCUGGAACAUCACCCUCACCCAGGGUAAUCAGAGUCUGGUCCUGCCAGAAAACUCUCCUCCCCAGGGUAGGGAGAUGGCAUUCUUCAUCAUCCGUUGUGUCAUCCCAUCUGUGUAUUUAAUCAUCAUUAUGGUGGGACUUUUGGGCAACAUCACCCUUGUAAAGAUCUUCAUUACCAACAGUGCGAUGAGAAGUGUGCCCAAUAUAUUCAUCUCCAGCCUGGCAGCCGGGGACCUGUUGCUGCUGGUGACCUGUGUACCGGUGGAUGCCUUCCGAUUCUUUUUCGAGGAGUGGAUGCUCGGGGAAGUGUGUUGUAAGCUCAUCCCUUCCAUCCAACUGACUUCUGUAGGAGUAUCUGUCUUCACACUCACCGCUCUCAGUGCCGACAGAUACAAGGCUAUUGUAAAUCCAAUGGAUAUCCAAACAUCGAGUGCUGUUCUGUGGACAUGUUUAAAAGCUGCAGCCAUCUGGAUUAUUUCAAUGCUUUUGGCAGUCCCUGAAGCCGUGUUUUCUGAAGUGGCACACAUCAAUGGGUCAGACAAUGUCAGCUUUACAGCUUGUAUCCCAUACCCACAAAAUGAUGAGAUGCAUCCCAAGAUCCAUGCAGUGCUAAUUUUUUUGGUUUACUAUCUUGUUCCACUUACUAUUAUCAGUAUUUACUACUAUCAUAUUGCAAGGACUUUAAUUAAGAGUGCUCACAACAUUCCUGGGGAAUACAGUGAGCAUUCUAAGAGGCAGAUGGAAACGAGAAAGCGUCUUGCAAAAAUUGUCCUUGUAUUUGUUGGCUGCUUUGCUCUCUGUUGGUUCCCAAACCAUGUGUUAUAUAUGUACCGUUCCUUUAAUUAUAAUGAAAUUGAUCCUUCUUUGGGACAUAUGAUUAUUACAUUGGUAGCACGUGUCUUGAGUUUUUCUAAUUCUUGUGUCAAUCCAUUUGCACUCUAUCUGCUGAGUGAAAGCUUUAGGAGACAUUUCAACAGUCAACUUUGUUGUCGGAGAAAGAGGCGUCAUGAGAGAUCAACUAGUUACCUACUUAAUUCAUCUGCUGUUCGCAUGACCUCUAUAAAAAGCAAUGUUAAGAAUACAGUAACUAGUACUACACUUCUCAAUGGUCAAAGUCGUCAGGAGGUAUCCUUGUGAUCAUUUUGUAAAAAAAGAAAAUCUUGACUUCAAUGAAUUGAAAGUUCAAACUGUUGCAGUGGAACUGGGGUUGUAAAAUGAAAAUGUGUGCAGCUUCUGUUUGUGAAGAAAUUAGAAUGGAUCUUCAAAAAAUUUCAAUAUGUCCAUACUUAUUUCAUGUAAAAUGCCCAUUUUUAAAGUAAUCUAUAAUAUUAAAAAAGCAAAAACAUGUUCCUUAGUUUUUAAAGACUGCUAUAUGUACUGUAUACAUUGCAUAAGACAAGUUGUAUAAAACUGUGUUCAUUAUGGUAAACUAUUAAUUUAAAAAAACAUGAAUCAAAUCCAUUGUAAAAUAUAAAUAAGUUCAAAUAUGUGUAGUGCUUAAUAAAUUUUAA
Messenger RNA from Rana temporaria (common frog), 1784 nucleotides. RefSeq names its product neuromedin B receptor (gene NMBR). Bases 259 to 1410 code for a protein of 383 amino acids. The record is from RefSeq and is a predicted model, not a curated record. Gene Ontology annotation, molecular function: bombesin receptor activity. Gene Ontology annotation, cellular component: membrane. Lineage: Eukaryota; Metazoa; Chordata; Amphibia; Anura; Ranidae. Gene Ontology annotation, biological process: bombesin receptor signaling pathway. The transcript has 3 exons.